GACAGGGAGGAAGACUGGUGGAAAAGUCUACGUCUGGAGAGAAAACUACCUUGCACGAGCCUUCAAUAUGGGGCUCAGAGGACUUCACCUCUUCCUCUCGCUGAUGUGUGUUGUUGCUGUUUUAGGGUACAGCUACCUCCCAGUGUGUCCGCCAGGUCCGGCAGGACAAAAGGGUCCUCCCGGUCCGAAGGGGGAGAAAGGAGACGUUGGACCCGCUGGAAUUGAUGGAUCAAAAGGCAAAAAAGGAGACCAAGGAGAUGCGGGGGACGACGGGAAGGGAGAAACUGGAGACAAAGGAGAAAAGGGCGAUAUAGGCGACGCAGGACCCAAAGGGGAAAAAGGCGAUAAUGGCGAUGAUGGACCAACGGGCCGGAAUUCUCCUAAAGCGCCCAAAGGCGAUAAAGGCGAUAAAGGAGAUAAAGGAGAUAAAGGAGAAAAGGGAGACAAAGGAGAUAAGGGCGACCCUUGGUACUACUACCCCGGACAAAUCGUGUGUCCGCCAGGACCGCCAGGGCCGCCAGGACCCCGAGGUUACACCGGCCCGAAGGGGGAUAAGGGAGAUUGUGGCCCCUCGGGAAGGGACGGUCCCACAGGCCCAAAAGGAGAUCCAGGACCCAAAGGAGACUGCGUGCAAGGACGCCCAGGACUGCGAGGACCAACGGGAGCGCCGGGCCUCAGAGGACUCAAGGGGCUGCCCGGUGAUAGAGGCGACCCAGGACCCCCGGGCAGGAAUUGUGCACUAGCGGAGAAAGGCGAUAAAGGCGAUAAAGGUGAUAAAGGAGAUAAGGGAGACAAAGGGGACAAGGGUGACCCUGGACCUUAG
This is a messenger RNA of Eriocheir sinensis (Chinese mitten crab), 823 nucleotides long. RefSeq names its product collagen alpha-1(XXIII) chain-like. Lineage: Eukaryota; Metazoa; Arthropoda; Malacostraca; Decapoda; Varunidae. The coding region runs from base 68 to 823 and encodes 251 amino acids. The transcript is spliced from 6 exons. The record is from RefSeq and is a predicted model, not a curated record.